CGCAUACACAACAUCGCAAACACAAUAUACAAGCAGCGCACGCGACUGCCAGACUACUUUCAGCUGCGUCCAGUCGACUUCUACCAACUCCCUUCGUCGCACUCCUCGCCGUCGCCCGACGUCUCGUCAAGCUCUCUGACUCCCAUCCUAGCUCCUCUACCUCGAUAAUCUGAAUCAGGCGCGUAAGCCCUCAGCUUUCUUGUCUUACGUCAAACACAUUCCGAUGGCGACCAAGGCAAUUAUGGAGGUGGCUGCCGACGCUGCGCUGAUUGGACGGUAUUUCGGUCGCGCUGCCGCGGCCGCCACGGCUACGCGCGCUGCUGCUUCCGUUAACAUGUCGACCAGCGCGGCGACCCGAGCCUCCUCGACAGGCCCCACCACCGAGGGUGACGGCCCCGGCGUGCGCAUCGGCAGCAUUCCGUCCGCCGUGGGCGCCCUGAACCUCUCCGCCAGCACCUCGGCCAGCGCCGGCUCUGUCCGCUUCAUGAGCAUGUUCGGCGGCCACCGCACCACUGACCCUGUUACGGCGGAGGCCAUCGCCAAGUACUUCUAAGCUUGCGGCGUACGUUCCGAGGCAAUAGCUAAGGGGCCGUGCGUCUGCGCAUCUUGAUGACAGCGCCGCGCCUAGCGCCUGGAGGUGGUUUCAGCAUGCAUCUUGCGGAUGUGGGUCGGAGGCGCUCGAGGCGCGUGCGUUGAUGUGGAGCAGCCCCAGUCGCCCGCAACCGAUAAGCUUAGGGCGAUUCUUCUAGGGCACAUGGCUUACCCAGUAAAUAUAGGCGUACUUAUUCUUCGCAGUGUUUGCCCGCGCCCAUGCUGGGGCUUGCGGUUGUGUAUCACCAUCAGGACCGUUAAGGACAAAGGUUUGUCCCGGCUAGGAACGCGUAUUUGGUGUUCGCCGUUGCUACGUCCUGCUUGUUAGUAGGUAGCGACGAAGAGUGUGAUGUGGCCACCUAGUAGGCCUAUGGUGUUGCUGCUGAGAGAAACGGUGGUGUGUCAUGUCUGUGGAGAGGCACUGACGGACUGAGAGAUUGUGACUCGCUGUGAAUCAAACAAGCAUGUGUCAUGGUGGGCAAGUGAUGCGGAGGAGUGAUGAGUUGGCUUGCUCGUGGGUUCGAAUGGCAUUGCGGAUUGGGCAUGCCCCCGGACUGGAGAACCCUAAUGACCGGACACCGGACCAAGUUACAGUGAAGAUGCGUGAUAGGCCGAUAGGGUUUGUGCCGCAGUGGGUCUGUCGGACACAGUCACAGGCAAGGGCGAUGGUCUGUACGAUGUGUUAGUGACGAGACGGAGCAAAGGCUUCUGAAUUCAUCAUAGAGGGACUUUGAUGGGGUUGUAGCUUUAAUGCCUGAUAGAUUCAUGUGGGAUGAUUCUUCUAGGAGUGGGGCAUGGUGCACCUGGCGAGUUGCAAGCACGGUCGGGUUGUGAUGGUGAGGCGCCAGUGACCUCAACAGCAGGCAAGGCGUGGUUGAACAUCUGGAUUCAUCCUGUAACCAUACGAUAGA
Messenger RNA from Chlamydomonas reinhardtii, 1502 nucleotides. RefSeq lists its product as uncharacterized. The coding region runs from base 224 to 553 and encodes 109 amino acids. Lineage: Eukaryota; Viridiplantae; Chlorophyta; Chlorophyceae; Chlamydomonadales; Chlamydomonadaceae. The transcript is spliced from 3 exons. The record is from RefSeq and is a predicted model, not a curated record.